AUGAAAGCUGUUACUUCAAUACCACCUCUUAUUAUUCCUGCUUUGACACAUCAUACAGCUACAGUCAUAUUUUUACAUGGUCGUGGUGAUACAGCAUAUGGAUGGAUUGAUUCAUUAAAAAAUGAAGUUAGACUUCCACAUGUAAAAUAUAUUUUACCAACUGCAAUAAGAAGACCAUAUUCUUUUUAUGGAGGAGAAUUAAUGACAGCUUGGUAUGAUGUUCAUAAUAAUAGCGGAAAAAGAAUGGAAGAUGAUGUUUCAGUUGAAGAAGGAAGACAAUAUAUUUAUCAAUUAAUAGAAGAAGAAAGAAAAAUAGGCAUUCCAUAUAACCGAAUUGUCUUAGGAGGCUUUUCUAUGGGUGGUUGUCUUUCUUUAUAUACUACAUUGUCUGCUCCUUUUAAAUUGGCUGGUGCUAUUACAAUGUCAUGUUAUCUUUUACAAAAACACCUUUUUCCUAAAAUUUGUACCCAUAAUAAUGAAACACCAAUUUGGCUUGGUACUGGAGAUCAUGAUAAAAUUAUUGAUAUAUCAUUAGUUAAAGAAUCUAUUGAUAUUAUUAAUAAAUGUAAUAAUGAAUUAAUAUUUCAAAUUUAUAAAGGAUUAGAUCAUUCUGUCACAAGACAAGAACUUGAUGACUGUAAGGACUUUUUAGAACGUAUUAUACCAUAA
Strongyloides ratti is the source of this 669-nucleotide messenger RNA. Its product is annotated as Phospholipase/carboxylesterase/thioesterase domain-containing protein. Gene Ontology annotation, molecular function: palmitoyl-(protein) hydrolase activity; carboxylic ester hydrolase activity. Bases 1 to 669 code for a protein of 222 amino acids. Gene Ontology annotation, biological process: protein depalmitoylation. The transcript is spliced from 2 exons. NCBI's taxonomy places the organism in Eukaryota, Metazoa, Nematoda, Chromadorea, Rhabditida, Strongyloididae. Gene Ontology annotation, cellular component: cytoplasm. The record is from RefSeq and is a predicted model, not a curated record.